ACUCUUUACUCGAUCGCACACUGUAUCGAGCUUUGUCAUGCAUUUCUUACUUUAAUGGAGAGAUUUUGACAGGAGAGGUUCGGAAGAUGUCCUAUGCGUUUCAAGGAAGACUACGAAAACGACGGGCCAAGGCGAUUUUACUGUCUGAAGCAUUUCCAUAUCAUCAUCCAAUUACGCUGACACUUUCUCUGAUUUCUUUUUCAUGUUUUUUAGUUCUUUCUCCACUGGGCCACAACCACUUGUUGGUUGAUUCAAAAGCCUGAAAUGGACAUGAAGUUUCAUCGUUGUGAAAGUAUUCUCUCUGCUUUCGUGAGUUCUUCCCAUUACUUUCUCUACCUCACUUAUGUUCCCCCUUAUCUAAAUUCGGAAGAUCUCUGCGUCAGCGUAGGAAACAGUGUUCACUGUUGCUCAUGGAUCUGAGUUGAAUUUCUCAUUCCUAUCUACUAAUUUGAAUUUCUUCAGAAGGUUCUGAGCCCAAUUGGGGACGGUGCUAUAUCUGAAUCAACGUUUCCUUCAAAUAUGGGAAAAAUUGGGAGAGACUGGAGACAGAUCUACGCGAUCUACGGCAUGGACGAAUGGCAAACUGUGAUUUUCCUCCUAAUCCAUGCUCUUCUAUUUUCAUUUCUCGCCGUCUUUUUCAUCCUCUACUUCAAUCCCCUCUGUUCAGCUGUCGAAUCUCUCUCCCCAGCCCUUCCCGUCGGAGCUUCUCGCUUCAUCGCCGGCUUCACCUGUUCCGUUACUGCAAUCUCGGCCGUCUGUCUCUUCUUCGCCACUGGCAACAUCUUCUACUGCUCCGUCUCCCUCCACUGGGAGAUGGCUCAGCUCAUGAUCAACGUCGUUACAGACUGGUCAACAGUAAAAACGGCCCUGGAUGUCGGUUGCGGCCGAGGGAUUCUCCUCAAUGCAGUGGCACUACAGCUGAAAAAGGAAGGAAGUUCCGGUCGCGUAGUUGGGCUAGAUUGCCGGAAAACAGCGGUGGCGACACUGCGGACGGCAGUGCUGGAAGGUGUUCAGCAAUAUGUGACUUGCAAGGAAGGCGAUGCACGGCGAUUGCCGUUCGCCGAUGAUUACUUCGAUGUGGUGGUGUCGGCAGUGUUCCUGCACACGGUGGGGAAGGAGCUUGGGCAUCGGACGGCGGCGGCUGCUGCGGAGAGGAUAAAAGGGUUGGGGGAGGUGGUUAGGGUUUUGAAGCCAGAUGGGGUCGGUGUCGUGUGGGACCUGGUUCACGUGCCGGAAUAUGUGCAGAGGUUGCAAGAGCUAAGAAUGGAGGACAUUCGCGUUUCGGAGCGUGUUACGGCUUUCAUGGUCAGUAGCCAUAUCGUGUCGUUUCGAAAGCCACGUCAGAAUUUGGCUGGACCGGACGACGUUAGUGACUCGAGAUGCACGACCAUUGGUUAACUGGCCAUUCUUUGUACGGAAAAGAAGAAGAAUGAGAAUUAAAAAAGAAAAAAGAGAGAAUGGUAUUCUUGUCAUCUUAGUUAUAUAUGGGGAUAAUUACUUUAAAAAAUAAAUAAAUAAAUUCUAUCUGCAAAUUAUACCCAAAAAAAAAUAUAUAAUAAAUAUGCAUGUGCAAAUGCAUGUGUGGGUUCUGUUGUGUGUGUGUGAGAGAGAGAGAGAGAGAGAGAGAGAAAGAAAGAGAUUCAUAUGGUUUGAUCUUUAUUGUUUGUAAUCGUCUAUCUAAAUAUAUGUCAUAAUUGAUGGGUUGAAAUU
Molecule: messenger RNA, 1710 nt
Organism: Macadamia integrifolia
Lineage: Eukaryota; Viridiplantae; Streptophyta; Magnoliopsida; Proteales; Proteaceae
Exons: 1
Coding region: 520-1398 (292 amino acids)
Molecular function (GO): S-adenosylmethionine-dependent methyltransferase activity
Source: RefSeq, a predicted model, not a curated record